This is a messenger RNA of Anopheles maculipalpis, 1671 nucleotides long. Its product is annotated as cystathionine beta-synthase-like protein. Lineage: Eukaryota; Metazoa; Arthropoda; Insecta; Diptera; Culicidae. The transcript has 6 exons. Gene Ontology annotation, molecular function: cysteine synthase activity; cystathionine beta-synthase activity. Bases 55 to 1671 code for a protein of 538 amino acids. The record is from RefSeq and is a predicted model, not a curated record. Gene Ontology annotation, cellular component: cytoplasm.
GUUCGGGAACGAUCUUCCCACACGUGUGACUCCUAUCAACUUGAAAAGAACAAGAUGGCAAGCACCAACAGCCAUCGCAGCUGUCCCAUGAAUGGACAUCUGGCAGUGAACGGAAAGCAACAGACCGUCCCUGAGGAGGAUCCGAUGGCAAACUUUAUCCGUCCCGAUCAACCAUCUCGGUGUACCUGGUCGCUUGGUACGACAGAAACUAGCCCGCACCACCAUGAACCACUUGGUCCGAAGCCGUCAGUGCUGCCUUCGAUUCUGGAAGCUGUCGGGGGAACACCGUUGGUGAAGCUCAACAAAAUUCCCCAAUCGCUGGGAUUGAAAUGCAAUGUUUACGUUAAAUGUGAGUUCCUUAAUCCGGGCGGAUCGGUGAAGGAUCGCAUUGGAGUGCGGAUGGUGCUGGAGGCAGAGCGGCAGGGGCUAUUAAAGCCUGGCUGUACCAUUAUUGAGCCGACGUCCGGUAAUACAGGAAUCGGACUGGCGAUGGCUGCUGCCGCCCGGGGUUACCGUUGUUUGAUCGUGAUGCCGGAAAAGAUGUCCAACGAGAAGGUGGAUACGUUGAAAGCGCUCGGUGCGGAAGUCAUUCGCACACCAACGGAGGCAGCGUUCGACUCGCCCGAAGGCUUAAUCGCCGUGUCGCAGCGUUUGCAGCGUUCCAUCCCAGACUCGAUCAUACUCGACCAGUACCGUAAUGCUGGAAAUCCGUUGGCCCAUUACGAUGGUACGGGUGCGGAAAUUGUGGAGCAACUGGGUGGCCGAGUGGAUAUGGUCGUAAUCGGUACGGGAACCGGCGGAACCAUGACCGGUAUCGGACGUCGAAUUAAAGAAUCCUGUCCCGACUGUCAGGUUAUCGCUGCCGAUCCGGAAGGUUCGAUUCUGGCUGAACCGGAAGAGCUAAACCAGACGGAUGUGAGCUUCUACGAGGUGGAGGGUGUCGGGUACGACUUCCUACCGACCGUACUCGAUCGCACUGUGGUGGACCGGUGGUAUAAAUUUAAUGAUCGGGUAGCACUGCCCCUCGCAAGACGGUUGAUUCGUGACGAAGGUCUGCUGUGCGGUGGUAGCAGCGGAGGCAACCUGUUCGUGGCACUCGAGGCGGCCAAGGACCUAAAAGAGGGACAAAAUUGUGUUGUCGUCCUGCCGGAUAACAUUCGCAACUAUCUGACCAAAUUUGUUUCGGACAACUGGAUGGAGGCACGAUACUUCAAAGAGUCGGAGAAUUGCUAUAAUCAGAAGUGGUGGAAUGAAAAAGUAAGGACAUUGCCUUUAGAAACUCUUUUAACUGUGCGUGAUGAUGUGCCUAUCAAUGACGCUAUUGCGACGAUGAAGCAAAACAAUCGCACCCAUCUUCCUGUUGUGGAUGGCACAGGUGCCAUCAAGGGUGUGGUGCAUCUACCAAACCUUUUGAGCAAACUGCUCAAUCGCUUGGCGAAACCAUCUGACCUCGUGCGUCGGGCCAUCUUUAAGCAGUUUGUUAAGAUCGACCACGAGGAAAACAUCGGUCGUGCAUCGCGCAUUUUGGAAAAGGAUAGCUUUGUACUAGUUACUCGCCAAGAACUAGGUGCUACACCUACCGAACGGCUCGUGGGAGUUCUUACACAGCGCGUAUUGUUUGACUUUGUUGCAGAUCGCACUGCAACUGUUGACAAUGAAAAUGGAAACUAA